This is a messenger RNA of Peromyscus maniculatus bairdii (prairie deer mouse), 2985 nucleotides long. It is a transcript of the gene Mindy4, whose product is annotated as MINDY lysine 48 deubiquitinase 4. Gene Ontology annotation, biological process: protein K48-linked deubiquitination. Lineage: Eukaryota; Metazoa; Chordata; Mammalia; Rodentia; Cricetidae. Gene Ontology annotation, molecular function: cysteine-type deubiquitinase activity; K48-linked deubiquitinase activity. The record is from RefSeq and is a predicted model, not a curated record.
CCACAGGAGGCGAGAAGUCAGUCCGGCUCUCAGAGCUCACAGGCUAUGCUCCGCCCUCAAUUGCUGCACAGGCUCCUGCGAAGACCAGCAGCUUGGAGGAUGCUCCUCCCUUCUUCCCUCCGGCUCUCCUAGAACGCUGGUUCCCCAGGAAGGGGAGGAGUUCUUCCUGGCGCGGAGGCCACCGUCGCCACGGCAACGCCGCUUUACUGGGCCCAACGGAUUAGGCGGCCUGGGGCUGCAGGCGGCCGCGUGGCCUCGGGGUCAGCGCCAGCAGCAUGGACAGCCUGUACGUGGAGGAGGUGGCCGCCUCCCUGGUCAGGGAGUUUCUUAGCAGAAAGGGUUUGAAGAAGACAUCUGUGACCAUGGACCAGGAGCGCCCCCGCUGUGAGCUCAGCAUCAACAGCAGAAAUGAUCUCCGCAAAGUUCUUCAUCUGGAGUUUCUCUACAGGGAGAACAAGGCAAAGGAAAAGCCUCUAAAAACAAACCUUGAGCUCAUAACCAGAUACUUUCUGCACCAUUCUGGGAACACAGACAACUUAAGUCAAGAAGCCCCGAUCCCUGGACUCCCAGUUGCAAAGAAAAAUAAUAAACUGCCGUCAAGAUGUUCAGAGACCACACUGGUGAAUAUAUAUGAUCUUUCAGAUGAAGACACAGGAAGACGAAUAUCAUGGUCAGAAGCCGGCAAAGCCAGGCAUGACAAUCUUGAUGGGGAUAUGCUCGGUAAUUUCAUGUCAUCCAAAAAAAGCCCACAGAAAAGUAAGCCUGCGCACAUGGUCCUGGGUGACAGCCUCCCUGUGGUUCCUGCGUGGGAGAAGGUGGAGCAUCUUCAUUCAUCAGAGCCUUGCACAGAUGUGAAGAGGCCAGUGGAGAGGACCAGGCCAAAGUCUGGCCUGAUUUUCCGAGGCAUGAUGGCCGGGCCCGUCGCCAGCUCCCCGCAGGACUCUUUCCGCAGACGCUCUCUGAGACAGUCCUCAGCCUUGAGCAGGAAGCUCCAGGCCCCCGAGGAGAGCCAGCAGUCAUCCGAGCCUCUUGUCCACACCCCAGCCUGUCCGGGUCCACAGGAGGUCCCUGCUUCCCUCAGUGACUCUGUCUCCAGGAGCCCUCUGGGCCAGCUGAAUGAAUUGCCUAGGGAGAAGCCAAAUGCCACUUCCUGCAGCCAAGGGCUGUCCCGCAGGGACAGGCCCAGACUAAGAAGUGUUUCAGAGGACAGCCCGCUGGGGUACAGCCACACAGAAGCCAGCACAGCACCUUUGAAGCUGUCCUUGCCUGGUGGGAAUCCCAGGGUGACCCAAGAGCAGCUGGACAAAGCCUUCAAGCGGCAGGACAGCCAGCCCCCAUCUCUCAGGGAAAAUCAGUUCGUGUCUGAAAAGGCCAGUGAUGAACCAGAUGCCCUGUUGCUAGAGGAUGUUGAGGAUGAACUGAUAAAGGAAGAUGUUGUCCUGUCUCCACCUCCAUCGAUGCUCAAGCUGCAAACUGUGUCAAAGCCAAUGGACCUCUCCUUGGCGAAGGAGCUGAAGACCCUUCUGUUCGGCUCUACCUUUUGCUGCUUCAGUGAAGAAUGGAAACUUCAGAACUUUUCCUUCAAUGACUCCGCCUCGUUAAAAUAUGGCAUUGUGCAGAAUAAGGGUGGUCCCUGUGGGGUUCUGGCGGCUGUUCAAGGCUGUGUACUGCAGAAACUCCUGUUUGAAGGAGAUAGCAAAACCAACUCUAAUCUCAGGCUGCAGCCCUCAGACUCCCAGAGGACCCACUGCCUUGCCCUGGCCCUGGCAGACAUCUUGUGGCGAGCUGGAGGCAGAAAGCAAGCCGUGGUUGCUCUGGCUUCAGGAACACCACACUUCAGUCCAACAGGGAAAUACAAAGCAGAUGGAGUCUUAGAAACACUCUCCCUGUAUAGUUUGACCUGCUCUGAGGACCUGGUGACUUUUCUCCAGCAGAGCAUUCAUCAGUUCGAAGUGGGACCCUAUGGUUGCAUCCUGCUCACCUUGUCUGCCAUCCUGUCCAGAUCCCUGGAGCUUGUCCGCCAGGACUUCGAUGUCCCAACCAGCCAUCUGAUUGGAGCUCACGGAUACUGCACACAGGAACUUGUCAAUCUUCUCCUGACCGGGAGAGCUGUGUCCAAUGUUUUCAAUGAUAUAGUGGAGCUGGACUCAGGCGAUGGGAACAUCACGCUCCUCCGAGGCAUCGAGGCACGCAGCGACAUCGGUUUCUUAUCGCUCUUUGAACACUACAAUGUGUGCCAGGUUGGCUGCUUCCUGAAGACUCCGAGGUUCCCCAUCUGGGUGGUCUGCAGCGAGAGCCACUUCAGCAUCCUCUUCAGCCUCCAACCAGAGCUCCUGUCCAACUGGAAGACGGAGCGGCUCUUUGACCUCUAUUACUACGACGGCUUGGCCAACCAGCAGGAGGAGAUUCGGCUGACUGUUGACACCACCAAGACCAGCCCAGAGGACAGCUGCAGCGACCUUGUCCCUCCCCUUGAGCUCUGUAUCAGAACCAAAUUCUCAAAAGCUCAAAGGAGGAACUUGGGAAAGUGGCCCCUGAGGUCACUCUGAGGACCUGCUGGAAUGGUCUUGGCUAUGGGGUUGAGAUGGAAGGGGGCAUCCGUGAACUGGAAUGGCUCAGACCCCAUCCUGUGACCCCUGGAUGCAUCAAGCUCUGGCUUCAGCACUCAUCACUGGGAUGACCCUUGGACCCCAGGUCUUAGGGUCAAGUCUCUCAGAGGAACCCUCCUGCCUGAGUUUGCAUGGCCACAGAGGCAUACUGAGCCUUCCAGUUUCUUCCAUGAAGGGCCGUGGUAGGGCCCGGUGCACCGCUGAGGUUCCCUCCUGAUGCAGCUGUGACUACCAAAGACAAGAAGGCCAUCAAAGAUCCUGUCUUCCAUCUGCAUCCCUCCUGGACAGCCCCUCUCUCCAAGGCCUCUGGUGUAGCUGGCCUUGGGGACUCUGGACACUUGUUACUACAGUUUCUAUAAAGCAGAAGUCAAGUCUA